AUGGGCGAGCAUAAUCUUCUUAAUCCCGGGUUUGUGGGACCGUUGGUAAACAUCCACACGGGAGACACUUUCUAUUUCCCUAAUUUCAGAGCAUCUGGGGGCCAGCUGGCGGGUCUACCGUCUCUCUCGUACCCUAGAAGGGACAACGUUUGCUCCCUCCCGUGGAACCCCUCGGAGCCGUGCAAUGGAUACCCUCAGUCUUACCUUAGCAGUCCCAUGUCCAUUAACCCUUCAACAUUCAACCGCGCCUGCGACAUAGCCCGGCCGGAGGAAGGCAAAUGUUACUACAGUAACGGCGGCGGCAGCCGGGAAACCUGCUCGGACAGCGCGAGCCUCAAGAGGGAGGAGCGGGCGCGGGACAGUUCUUCCAUCGCUGCCGAGCACGGGUUGCAUAACGGGAUGGGCAGCGGCGGCACCUUCUCCAAAUAUGACUACGGUGCCGAACCGAUGACCCAGGACCCGCCGUCCUGUCAGUCCCUCGAAUCCGACUCCAGCUCCUCGCUGCUCAACGAAGGCGGAAAGACCCCCGCGCGCGACCCCCAGACACUGGCAUCGCCGGGCAACCACUCCAGCAGCAUGGCCGCGAGCGGCGGCGCGCCCUGGUACCCGCUGCACACCCGGACGCGGAAGAAACGCAAGCCUUACUCCAAGCUGCAGCUGGCCGAGCUGGAGGGCGAGUUCAUGCUGAACGAGUUCAUCACCCGGCAGCGACGCCGGGAGCUGUCGGACCGGCUCAACCUCAGCGACCAGCAGGUGAAGAUCUGGUUUCAGAACCGGAGGAUGAAGAAGAAAAGACUCUUGCUGAGAGAACAGGCUCUGUCCUUCUUUUAAAAAAAUAAAAAAUAAAAGAGGCAUAACAGCGAAGAAACUACCGGUUAACAGUAUACAGUCUAACGACGUACGCUGGUAAUUGAUCUAUUUCAAUUUUUAUUUUUUUUAAGGCAUGUACUCGUUCUCUUCUCCAACCUCCUUAAAAAUGCCAGCAUGAAUGACAUAAAUACCACUGGGUUCUUAAAAGUAGCACAUACCCAAGAAAGCAAAUGACCAAAUACCAAUAAAGAUAAUAGUUUAAUAUUUUAUAUAAUGUUGUUUUGUUUCUCGGGGGCAGUCGACGUGAGAAAGUUCGGUUUGUGACAGUCUUUUCCAGUCCUCACAACACAGAAAACGCCGAACAAUCGCUUACUGGACAAAAACGUUUCAGCUCUCGGAACAGAGUAACGGAGCGCGAUUGUCCACCAAUCGUUCAACUGCUAUUUAGCUUUGACCUCACGAUUUGAAGACAUCUUUAAUGCUGCAAUGGUCUUCGAACUUGAAUACAAAUGUUUGUCUGUAAUUAUUCUUGUUGUAUAUUAUCUGAUAAAUCGGUAUGUAGAAGGUUUUUUUUGUCUUAUUCAGGCGAAUGACAGAAGUCAUCUGAAAUGGACAGAAAGUGAUCUUCUUUUCUCUCGUUGCUGCUGCAAUCGUCAGUCUUUAUCAAUAGUUUAGAAUCUGCCUGUCACGUCGCAUGACUUGUAGCGUGCAACCAGUAGCACUGGUCACAAAUGAACUUCCGCCAGUAAUGAAUAUAAGCUAGAGGAUGCUGAAAGGUGCCAAAAUACAAAACAACUUUGAAAUAACUGAAUUUGAAAUAAUCGAAAGUCCUGGACAAUAAUUCGCCUUUUACUCUGAGACGCAACCCUGAAUGUUUACCGUGUAACUGAAUGUAUGGCAUUCAGUCCCUUUGGUUCUUAAGUCAAAUGAACAAUGCAGUUAAAAAAAAAAGCUGAAAGCUAUUUCAUUUGGAUAGUUUUUGAGGGCAUUAUGUAAUUAGAAGUCUCCAUAAUGAAACCAAGACAAUCACAUUAAUUUGAGGGCGAGCUCGGGAUAAAACUGCGAAUUUCGUGCUUUUUCAUGCAGAUUUAGUUGCCUUUAGAGGACCGGUAGUCUCCGUGCGCUUUCCGGCACGUGCUCCACCGGACUGUCCAGAUCUCGGACACACUCGCCUAGUCUGCUCCGCGGACGGUACGAGACCACUGAAGUCUCCUUGCUGUCGGCUGGUUUCAUUUUUUUAAUUUUUUUUUUAGAUUCUGUUCGUCUUCUCACUCUGUUUUCUGCCCGAAACUAAAGAUCUCAAAAGAUCUUUAAGAAAAUCGUAAUGUGCAGUCAAGGAUUCAUUGAUCAUUCGACUUUUGCGUACAAAUAAUAUUUCUCUGCAAUUAUAAUCUUGGAUUAGUUUCUUUUUUUUUUUGGCCAUAAAGAUAAAAGAUACAGAUGAACAUCUCAUUUGUCUCGCGAGGCGAGUCAGUAAUAAGGCGGGAACGAGCCGACUGGGAGCGAAACGGUUAGACAGAAAACGCAUCCCGGCAGCCCACGAGUUCCGAGAAUACGUUUAGAUAUCCGCGCAAAACAGAGAUGUGAAAAUAGACGGUUGUUUUCCAGAAGAAGGGAUUCGACUCUAAGACAAGCAAGGGGGGGGGGAAUAAGUGGAAAAGCAAGAGGGCAGUUACAGAGUACGUCCGGACCGCAAUACAGAAAUAAAGAGCGAUCAAACGUCCGCCGAUAGUUCUUAAAAACCCGCAGAACAGAACACGGUUCUGCGAGGGCAGUAUGACCUCGGCAUCCGCUUGCUUUGUAAAGUUCUGUCCAGAAUGAUUGUAGGUUUGACUUGGAAUGACGCUGGUGGAGUGUGCACGUCGCGAGGCUAAAGGCUGUCACAACACCGACUCCUCUCCGCGUCCUUCUCGGAGCGCGUCCACGCGGGCGCGCAGGUAGUCGUUGUUUUGAUCCGAGGUACGUUUCUUUUUUAUCUAUCCUGUGGCAUUGGAACUCGCCAAAUCCUGUCUGUUGGAAAUGAAAUAAUAAGAAGGAAGCUACCUUUUUAUUCGAGAAGGUUGUUUUUUAUUUUAUUUUUACUUUGUGGAAAUCUUGUCUUCCGAGAGGAACAAGAGUGACUGAACCAUUUUAAACACUUUUUUCCUUUCAAUUCAAGAAUGGAAUUAAGUUGUCGUUCGGAAUUUCCUGGGACUAUGAUAUAUGCAAAAUCCUUUUGAUGGACCUGCUUACACAGAAGUGGUGGUGCUGCUUACAAAAUGUUUUUUUUGUUGGUGUUGUUCUUGUUCUUGUUCAAUGUGUGGAGGAAUCCAGUUUUUCAGUCUCGUGUAAUCUAUUGUCCAAAUAAGUAAUUACAAUAAUGAUGAAUACUGCAUCUUCGAUUAUAAUGUCCCUUGUGUGAUAUACAUUGUUUUCUCACCUUUUAGUUCAAUAUUUCGUGAUGCAUCUAUUCUAUUUAUGUCGUCUCCAGAUGUAGCCAGUCUUCUAUGAAUAUCAUGCUAUAAGUAAAAUGAAUGUAUUAAUGUACGUGUAAGAUUUCUGAUGAUAAAUAA
Molecule: messenger RNA, 3362 nt
Organism: Lepisosteus oculatus (spotted gar)
Lineage: Eukaryota; Metazoa; Chordata; Actinopteri; Semionotiformes; Lepisosteidae
Gene: hoxc12a
Product: homeobox C12a
Biological process (GO): regulation of DNA-templated transcription
Molecular function (GO): sequence-specific double-stranded DNA binding; DNA-binding transcription factor activity, RNA polymerase II-specific
Source: RefSeq, a predicted model, not a curated record